Molecule: messenger RNA, 612 nt
Organism: Daldinia childiae
Lineage: Eukaryota; Fungi; Ascomycota; Sordariomycetes; Xylariales; Hypoxylaceae
Product: 60S ribosomal protein L19-2
Exons: 5
Coding region: 1-612 (203 amino acids)
Biological process (GO): translation
Cellular component (GO): ribosome; cytosolic large ribosomal subunit
Molecular function (GO): structural constituent of ribosome; RNA binding
Source: RefSeq, a predicted model, not a curated record
AUGCAAAUUUUCGACCAUCAACCGACGUUCGCAUUCAAGAUGGUCAAUCUUCGCACUCAGAAGCGCCUUGCGGCGUCCGUCAUCGGAUGCGGUCAGCGCAAGAUCUGGCUCGACCCCAACGAGGUUAAUGAGAUCUCCAACGCCAACUCCCGUCAGACCAUCCGAAAACUCGUCAGCGAUGGCCUCAUCAUCCGCAAGCCCGUUACCAUGCACUCCCGAUCCCGCGCCCGUGAACUGAACCUCGCCCGACGAGAUGGCCGACACCGAGGUUUCGGUAAGCGAAAGGGUACCGCCGAUGCUCGCAUGCCUCAACAAGUUCUAUGGAUGCGACGCCUACGAGUCCUCCGACGUCUUCUAGUCAAGUACCGUGCCAGCGGCAAGAUCGAUAAGCACCUCUACCACGAGCUGUACCAUUCCAGCAAGGGUAACGCCUUCAAGCACAAGCGAGCGCUAGUUGAACACAUCCACCGUGCCAAGGCCGAGAAGGCUCGUGAGCGUGCGCUCCAGGAUGAGAUGGACGCCAAGAGACAGAAGAACAAGGCUGCUCGUGAGCGUAAGUUGGAGAGGCAGGCGGCGAAGCGAAACGCGCUGGCGGGUGAGGAGGAGGCAUAA